Messenger RNA from Coprinopsis cinerea okayama7#130, 1185 nucleotides. RefSeq lists its product as hypothetical. NCBI's taxonomy places the organism in Eukaryota, Fungi, Basidiomycota, Agaricomycetes, Agaricales, Psathyrellaceae. The record is from RefSeq and is a predicted model, not a curated record. Gene Ontology annotation, molecular function: glycosyltransferase activity. The transcript has a single exon. Bases 1 to 1185 code for a protein of 394 amino acids.
AUGGGCCGACCAAUACUAGACCGACGACUGGGCAUUCUCCUCCUUGCGCUCUUUGCCUGCCUAGCAGUGCUGUUCCUCGUCAUCCUACCACCGCCGUCAAUAACGGAGAAACUCCACAAUCGACCUCGGAUAUCCGUUUCGUGGUCAGAUUCUGCAUCAGAUCCGGCUCCGCCUUCCAAAGAAUCCGCGCUACCGCCCCAUUCAAUCUAUGCUCCUCCGACGCCCGAAAUGCAGGGCCCUUCAAGUCCCUACGCCUUCGUCUUCUAUGCCACCAACCCCGGUUACGCAUGCUCAGCGUUGUUGCUGAUUAAACGACUAUCCAUACUUUCCCCUGGUAUUCCUUCGGUGCUGAUGGUACCACCUACAUUCGACGAGACGCAUCUCGAGCCCUUCUCGAAAUUCAAUACGACUAUCCUGAAGCUCAGACCACCACCAAUAGCGCCAGGAGGGAAUAAGUACUAUGGCAGCGUCCUCUUGAAGAUGAUGGCGUUCCAAAUCCAAGACCACAUCCCACACCUCCAGAGAAUCAUCGUUCUGGACUCUGAUCAAAUCAUCCUGAAGCCCCUGCACCACCUAUUUUUGCUCCCUGCGGCUGACGUCGCCGCCCCCAUCGCGUACUGGUUACCGCCACCUCAGUACACCACAUCAACACUCCUCGUGGUCAGCUUGAGCGACAGGUUGAAGGGGGAGGUGGUGCAGGGUUUGACGGAGUUGAAGAAGGGGGAGUAUGAUAUGGAUUUGAUUAACAAGCUAUGGUAUCCGACGAGGAUUAUGACUCUUCCUGGAUCGUACUGCACGCUCAACUCCCAUUGGGAAGUCCGGGAUGCACCAAAAUGGAUGCUUCACCCACCGUCCAUUGACACCUCCGACGCCGAUGCCCCCAGCGCGACAUAUGCGGACCCUAGGAUCAAGCAUCUCAGGCCUCUCAAUCCCUCUCCAGAACAGGAAACCGAGAGUCGAAAGGAAAUCACGCAGGCGCUCAAGACGUUGUAUGAAAAGGAGAGUUUGGUGAUCCAUUUCACGGCUGGAGGGAAGCCCUGGAGCGUGGAUAUGGCGAAGCUGCGGUGGCAGAAGGAGAAGGGAGAGGUGGAUGCGCGGUUUGUGGAUAUGUUUGAGGAGUGGAGGCAGGAAGCGAGCAAUGAGUGCGUGAAUGGGUGGGAGUUGUGGAGUUGGCCGACGAGGUGA